GUUUCUUCUCCUUAAAGAACACAUUUUAAGAUUUUAUCGAAAGAGAUUUGGAUAGAGAAAAUACCUACUGAAACUAAAUCACGAUCAUGAUCAAGCUCGUCUGGUCGCCGGAAACUGCCUAUAUCCACACCAUUAGAACUGUAAGAAUACUCUAAAUCAGCCGUGCAUAUUUGUUUUACCAUCUUCAAUUUCUGAGUUAUUGUUCUAAGUUCUUGAAAUAUAAUUUCUUUAUGAAUUUGUAUAUGAAUUAUAAUUCAUUAGUUAUUAAGAUAUUUUAUGGUUAUUUGAAAAUAUUUCUGUAAGAGAUUUUUUUUUUUUUUUUUGUAAACUCUGUAAGAGAUUGUUGUUUAGAUGUUCUUGAUGUAUAUGAAACUAGAAUCUUAAUCCUGUUUUAAUUUGUAUAUAUGUGUGCGUUUCCUUAAGUGUAAAUGCUACAAAAAAAUCAAGUGUUUCUGGAAUAUGUAUCGUAGCCGGGAUGGAACACGAGAGGCUUAUCGUCAAGACUUGGAUACAUGGAGAUCCAAUCGAAACCACUGUGGGACUCAUCGUCAAUUCGUCAUGGCCGUCCACACCGGCUCGGUGACAUGAGUUUUUAUUACCCGUCAAAGAGGAUUAGAAUAGGCUUCCUAGCCGUUGGGUCAAAUACAUUGAUCCUCGGUCUAGAGAAACUCCCAUACAAGUACAACAACCUCAUUCAUGAAUUUCUCAAUCUGUGGGUUCUCACUUUCAAAACAAUAAUAUUUAAUAUCAUAUCAUUAGAUAACUAAAUUUUAAUUAUUUAGAAAAGAUAAGAUCAUUUCCAAAGCAAUACAUGGCAAUCGAAUUUCUAAAGAGGUUCUCAUGAUUUAUUUUAAUUUUUUGUUUUCUUAAAUAUUGAAAUAUUCUCUUAGAUAUUUCCAUUAGAGUUGCUCUUAUGAUUUGAAACUAGUUUUGAUGAUAAAAAAACUCCAAUGUUUUUUUUUGGGUAAAUAUCAAAAUUAAUUAGUUUUAAAUAUUAAAUAUUACAUUUGAAAUCUAAUAAUAAUUUCUGGUCUGUAUGUCUAAUAAAAUAUCAGAGCCUCAUAUUUCUUUGCAUAUUAGAAGAAUGUACUUUACAAUUUAGAUUCAAUUCUUUUACAAAAGAAUAAUUAAUUUCUAUGUAUUCACAUAUGCCAAAAAGGAAACACAACACGUAAUUCAAAAUUUCUAAGGUCAAAAGGAAAUAAAAAUCAAGUAGUCAAGAAAAUAAACUACUUAAUAUGACUAAACAUUAAUUCCUUCAUGUCUUUCAUAAGCUCCAUUUUUCAUUUUUAAUAUCUCUCAUUGUCAUCUUUCGCUUUAGUUUUUCUCUCAUCUUUUUUGAUUCAAAAGCCAUGAAGAGACACUCAUCAUCAUUGUCCUCAUCAUCACCUGAUGCAAAAAUCAGAAAGCUACAUCAUCCUAUCAUUGACGAUGAUUGUAUCAGCGAACUCCCAGACGAUCUGUUACGAAUGAUCCUUUCAAAAUUGCCCACUGAAGAAGCUGUGAUGACAAUUCUUUUAUCAUCACUAUGGAUGGAUUUGUGGAAAUGGAGACCUCAUUUCGUCUUGGAUAUGAAAAGGAUCUUGGAUAAAACCCCCACAAAACUUUGGUACAAAGUUUCCGAUCAGUUGGCUAGUUCAAUGGACAAGACUUUCAGACAACACCGCGGCGACCUGGAGAGCUGCACCAUCACAUCCCGAUGUAAUGAUGUUACACUUCAAAACUGGAUCCGACGUGCGACUCGUGUGAAACACACUAAAGAUCUCACGCUAAACUAUAUACAUGGUCAUAAGAGACGUUACAGAGGAACACAUAUGGUCGACUUUCUCCCAGAAAUAUUUUCGCAUCCUAGCCUCACUUCACUGUCACUUAGUGGAUACACUCUAGAAAGAAGACGUGCCUUCAUUAACUGUGGGAAUCUUAAGACCCUCAAGCUUUUGAACAUGUUCCUCUUUCGGGUUAGUACCCUUAGACACGUUUUGGCAGCUUGCUCCUCCCUCGAGGUGAUUGUGUUGGAAAUCUUUUUCGUAAGCGGGCUUGGUGUGUUGAAGAUUGGGAACAAAAAUUUGAAGUUCUUGCAAGUGACUUUCCCUGACUAUGUUGAGAGGAUUGAAGUGAAUGCACCCUGUCUAGAUGUUCUAGACAUCAGGGAUAUCAAAUGUGAGAGCAAGAAUAACUUCAUCCUCACUGCUCCUAACAUCCAGUUUGACAGAAACUAUUGGGUUUCUAGGUGUGUUUAUCGUCCUCACAUUAGCUAUAAUGUAUCAGAACUUGUUCAGGAGACAAAACACACUUGGUAUGAGCUCCUGAUGAGUGACUUUCAUGGUAUGCCAAGGCAUGGAACUUUAUCGGUGAGUAUAGACAUAACUAAUCCUAAAGAAGUGAAGAUAUUGAAGGAACUUUUGCUUAUGUGGACUACUUACAAAAUGAUAGAGCUUGAGAUUUUGUUCAAGACCAACAAUGCUUCUAGAGAAGAAGAAGGUGACUGUUUUAGUGACGGCAUAGCACAUGGGAAGUUGUGGGAGGAUGCAGCACCGUUCCCUAACGCAGAAUUUCGCGUUUAUAAAGUGUGGAUGUAUAACUUCGAUGGUUCGAGUAAGGAGGAGUUUGCGUUUGCCUCACGUAUUGUGAUGCAAAAGACUGUGAUGAUGAAGAUGAUGAUCGAGACCUCAUCGUAUCCACCAAUGAAGAAGUUAGAGGUAGAAGCAGCUGUGGCAAAGCUAAUGGAACUUCCUAAAGGUAACGAAGAUCUUAGUAUUGAGUGCUUCUGAUGAAAGUUUGGUUCCAGUCUUUCCAUAAUCCAUUGCUAGUAUAAGCAUAAACUAUGAUACUAUCUCUUCUUUGUUAAUGUAAGGAUUAUAUGGUUUUGAAUUUUGGAUUAUUGUGUUCAUAAUUUAUGUGACAAAGGAUCUUGAUGUUUGAAAUUUACUUUUGUCUUACUAUGAUUUGUUUUAUUGUGAUUUUCUUCUGGUUAGUAUGGCUUAAUGCUUUCUCAAAAGGGAUUAUGUUAUAAAUUUAUGAUAGAAAAAGGAUUAUGUUAGUUUACAAAAA
Messenger RNA from Brassica napus (rape), 3051 nucleotides. RefSeq names its product F-box protein At3g60790-like. The coding region runs from base 1353 to 2771 and encodes 472 amino acids. The record is from RefSeq and is a predicted model, not a curated record. The transcript has 4 exons. NCBI's taxonomy places the organism in Eukaryota, Viridiplantae, Streptophyta, Magnoliopsida, Brassicales, Brassicaceae. Gene Ontology annotation, molecular function: protein binding.